Molecule: messenger RNA, 1328 nt
Organism: Dromaius novaehollandiae (emu)
Lineage: Eukaryota; Metazoa; Chordata; Aves; Casuariiformes; Dromaiidae
Gene: SMAGP
Product: small cell adhesion glycoprotein
Exons: 4
Coding region: 773-1051 (92 amino acids)
Source: RefSeq, a predicted model, not a curated record
UCCGGGUCCGGGUUCGGGUUCGGGUUCGGGAUCGGUGCGGCGGGGAAAACCGGAGCCGGGAAAACCGGAGCCGGAGGUUCCCCGGCGCGGGGGGGAAACGGCAGCCCGAGCCCGGCGGCGGCAGCGAGCGAUGCCCGGGCGGCCCCGCGGGACGGGACCGGACCGGAGGCGGCGGGACGCGACGGCGAAGCCGGGGCGAGCGGCGGCCUCCCGCCCCUCCCGGCGCCGGGGCCGCUCCGCAGCGGCCCGCGGUGCCCGGGGGAGCCGGGCGGCUCGGGCGGGCGGUGGAGACGGGAGGCCCCCGCCGUGGGAACGGCUCUUGAGCAAUCCCCCGCGCUGGCCGGAGGACAAAAAUGAGGAAGAUUUGGGUUUUUUUAAUUAUUUUAUUUUUUGCAACUUCUGCGUCGCUCGAAAAACACAUGGAGCUUCGUAAGCGUCGCGCGUGCCGGGGCGGUGAGUCACGGAGCCGUGAGCCCGUGCGGAGCAGCCCGGCGAGGCCCCGCGCACCGGCUCCCGCCGCCGUCGCUCCGGUUUGCGCCCGCCCGGCGGGAGCGUGGGAAGCGCCCGGGCUUGCCGAGUGCCGCCCUUGCCGGGCCGCCCGCCGCGGGGCCUCGCGCUUUGGUGGUCUUUGAAUUGGGAAGGAAGUCGCCCUCCGAGCCCGGCUCCGGCCCGAAACGCGGCGGGAGCCCCGGGGGCCGCGGUCGCGGGUGCUGCAGCGCUGCAAGACGCCGGGAGCUCGGCCGGCAGGACCCGGCGCCGCGCGGCCGAUGCCAUGGAAGGCGCGCAGCCCCCGCGGGCGGCAGAGCCGACCACCCCGCUGCUGCGCAAGGCGGACGCCCCGCCGCUGCCCGAGGAGGCCAACACCGUCGUCAUCGCCGUCGUCAUCGCGCUGGUGUUCGUCACCCUGCUGACGGUGCUGGUGGUGAUCGUCGUCUACCUGUACAAGAACAAGGGCAGCUACCUCACCUACGAGCGGCCGGCGGCGGAGGGCGACGUCUCCGUGCAGAUGGAGGACGCCUCGCCCGGGGAGAAAGCAGAGUAUUUCAUCUAGCGCCCCGGGCCCGGCACGCGCCUCCCGGCUGCGCUCAGGCCCGAGGCCGAGCGGCCUCAGCCUCCUCGACUCUGGGAUCUAGAAGCCUCUUUUCCCCUUUUAAUUUAUUAAGCCAGCCGCUGCAGGAAAUGAAGACGCCCGCCGCGGCUUCGCCCGUCGCGCCCCCGGCUCGGCGGGGAGGGCGAGCGGCACGGCUGCGCUGGGGCUGCUCCCGCGGUGCUUGCGCCCGCCGCGGCUGCUCCCUCCGGUGCUUUCCAAUACAAGUCCGUGAUGAAUA